This is a messenger RNA of Fomitiporia mediterranea MF3/22, 791 nucleotides long. RefSeq lists its product as uncharacterized. Bases 33 to 236 code for a protein of 67 amino acids. The record is from RefSeq and is a predicted model, not a curated record. NCBI's taxonomy places the organism in Eukaryota, Fungi, Basidiomycota, Agaricomycetes, Hymenochaetales, Hymenochaetaceae. The transcript is spliced from 2 exons.
CGACCGAUAUCGAUACCACAUCUAACAACACUAUGAUGCAUCCAAAGUUCAGGACCAAGACUGCUUCUUUCCUAUAUGACGAGCUACAAGGCAAGGUCACAGAGACGACUCUUGCAUUUGUAUGUAAUUCUGUCGACGCCGCUUCUCUGGAUUCGAUGCUGAGAGAUCCGAGGACGUUUCCGAGGGACAUCUCAACUGUAUCGCUGGCGUGCGUACAACUUGCUUCCUCAAAUUAACGAAAAUGUUAAUCUUUUGUCAUUUUCAGAGAAUGUGUUCGAACGGAUUUCAAUGAUCCACGAAGACAUUACACCGUCGACUUAUUUGAUAAGCACUUAAUACCAAUAGGCUCGAUACGAGUUUAUCUCGAAGGAGACUGUCGCGUAAUGCAGAAUGCCAGCGACGAGACUAUGCUCAUGUACAAAGCAAAGAUAGGACUCCUAUGAAGAUAUGCGUCGCGUCAGGAUCCGAGUUCAAUUGAAAAUAUUUUUGGUAGCACGGAGCAUCACGUAUCGGUGUGGACGGCCCGCGUACCAUCGGCCCUGGUUUCGUCGUUUGCCUCCGAGAGAGCCGGCUCGAGGCUCAUGAUCGACACUAUUGCGGAGCAGGGAAACACCGCAAAGGCUGUGCCGGCAUUUAUUCAUCUGCGGCAUCAGUUGGUAUUCAUUUGUGCAUCUCUUCAGUAGUGCUACAAUAACUCCGUGCCGCUUCCUGUGUUAUUUGCUCAUUUAUUUUAUUAUCGUUCUCAACCCUUAGACUUAUGGCUGAUUAAUAGAGCGUAACCAUUUGAUCAA